This is a messenger RNA of Austrofundulus limnaeus, 2398 nucleotides long. RefSeq names its product gastrula zinc finger protein XlCGF48.2. The record is from RefSeq and is a predicted model, not a curated record. Gene Ontology annotation, biological process: regulation of transcription by RNA polymerase II. Gene Ontology annotation, cellular component: nucleus. The coding region runs from base 72 to 2093 and encodes 673 amino acids. Lineage: Eukaryota; Metazoa; Chordata; Actinopteri; Cyprinodontiformes; Rivulidae. Gene Ontology annotation, molecular function: RNA polymerase II transcription regulatory region sequence-specific DNA binding; DNA-binding transcription factor activity, RNA polymerase II-specific. The transcript has 3 exons.
GGAGUAAUUAACCAAUCACACAGAGUUAGAAGUUGUUUUUUUUUAAGUUAGAAGCUUCGUGAAUCAACAARAUGGAAAGUCGUUCAUUUAAAAGACAUUUCAGUCUUCGUGACUCUGUCGAAAAAGAAAAUGGAGAUGACCAGCAGCUGUUGAAGGUUAAAAAAGAAGMAGAGGUUCCUCAUCYGUGCAGCUCYGGUCUGGAUCAGCAGAACCMAGAACUCCUCCACWUAAAGAAGGAAGAAAAUGAGCUUCCUGUGAAGAGUGGAGAUGAUGAGAAACCUCAGUUAGUUCAAAGUGAUCUGCGGCUGUUGAAGGUUCAAGUGGUUCUUCRUCGAUUGAGCUACAGUCUGGACCAGCAGAACCCAGAACUCCUCCACAUAAAGAAGGAAGAAAAGGAACUCCAGUGCAGCGAGGAAGGAGAGCAGCUUCCUGUGGAGAGAGAAGAUGAUGAGAAACCUCAGUUAUUCCAGCUUCAUCAGAUCAAAACUAAAAACAACAGAGAGACAGAAACUCCAACCAGCAGCUCAGCUGAACUCAUGAAGACAGAAACUGAUGGAGAGGACUGUGGAGGACCAGAACCAGACAGGAACCAGAGUCCAAAUACUAACUUACAGCCAAACACUGAUGAGAGGGCGUCAGACUCUUCAGAGACUGAAGACAGCAAUGAUUAUGAUAAGGAUGAAAACAUGUCAGGUUCUGGAUCUGACAAUGAAGACAGUGAUGAAGAUUGGAGGGAAACCAGGACACCUGGAUCAGAACCUCCAGCUAGCUGCUCAGCUGAGCAKAUGAAAACAAAAACUGAUGGCAAGGCCUGCAGAGACCCAGAACCAAAUAGAACCCAUAAACCAAAUGAAAAGACCUUAAACAUUUUAAGGUCUGAAGAUGAUGAUGAUGAUGAUGAUGAUGAUGAAAUGUCAAGUUCUCUAUCUGAAAAUGAAGACAGUGAUGAAGAUUGGAUGGAAACCAGGAAAUCUGGAUCAAAACCUCCAGCUAGCGGCUCAGCAAAGCAGACAAAAAAGCCUGAUGGCGAGGACCGCAGACGCCCAGAACCAGACAGGACCCAUAAUCGAAAUACUCGUUUAAAUCCAAUUACUGAUAGAAAGGCUUCAGAUGUUUUAAGGUCUGAAGACAGUGGUGAUGACGAUGAAAAUAUGUCAAGUUCUCUAUCUGAAAAUGAAGACAGUGGUGAAGAUUGGAGGGAAACCAGGACACCUGGAUCAGGAGUAAAAGGCAAAGUAAGACGUAAAAAUGUAGAGAAAUCCUUCAGCUGCCCGGAGUGUCUCAAACAGUUUGUCAACAAGCAGWCUCUUCAGAAACACAUGACUUCUCAUUCAGGUAAAAGCUCUGGCAGUUUGGUGGAUAAGAAACUUUCUAGAGAAAAACAMAUUAGAGCAGAGAAACGAUUUGRUUGUGUUGAUUGUGGUAAAACAUUUGAAUCUCAGACGUACCUUAAACUUCACAGGAGAAUCCACACCGGAGAGAAACCGUAUACUUGUGAGAAGUGCAGUAAAUCAUUUAGACUUUUAGCAAGUUUCAGAUAUCACAUGAGGCACCACACAGGAGAGAAGCUGUUUCAGUGUGAGGUGUGUGAUAAAAAAUUUCGCUCACAAAUAGAUCUAAAGCAACACACAGCCAUUCAUACAGGGAAAAAACCGUUCGCCUGCAGUAGUUGUGGUCGAUGUUUCAGACUUCGCGGGGAUCUUAAUGUACACAUGAUAAGUCACAAGGGAGUGAAACCAUUUGUCUGCGGGGAUUGUGGCAUGCGAUUUUCCCGACAGGGAUCUCUGAACAGACACUCUAAACUCCAUACGGAGGAGAAGCCCUUUGCUUGCGAUAAGUGCGACAAAACGUUUUUCCGAAAGCCACAUCUUGACAGCCACGCCUUGGUUCACUCAAGGGAUCAGAAAGACGACACUAAAGAUAGACCGUUUGCUUGUAAAGAAUGCAAAAAGAGAUUUGUGCAAAAGAAACAUCUUAAUGCGCACACAUUUCUUCACACAGGAGAAAAACCAUUCUGCUGCGACAUUUGUGAUUCGAAAUUUGCUCGACCCGAUGCUCUGAAGAGUCACAAAAUGCGAGUCCACCACAAGUAGAAAUCACUUUGUUCUGAUGUUUAUUAUUCUGAGGAAAUAUUUAAUAUUUAUGGUACUUUAUGUCAGAGGUGGUGAAACAGCAGUUUGUCCGGUUGGAUCUAUCGGAGGAAGUGUGAUUGUUAUGGAAAUAUUUAUUCAACAAAGACAGAAAUAUGUGGUCAUGAUUAUUAAAUGUGAUUAAAGACAGGGAUGAAAAAACUUAGGAGCUGGAAGGAAGUGUGGAAGAUCUUGAACAAUGGGCCUCAUGUAAGAACAUGUUYGUAUUCUUAUCCUAAAUUUCUCUUACUUUUGUUCGUACAAAGGGU